AUGAAUCAACAAUGUAAAGUAUGCGGGGAACCAGCGGCAGGUUUUCAUUUUGGAGCUUUUACCUGUGAAGGAUGCAAGUCGUUCUUCGGCCGCACGUACAACAAUUUGUCAUCGAUAUCGGAAUGCAAAAACAACGGCGAGUGUAUCAUCAACAAGAAAAACCGAACCGCCUGCAAGGCGUGCCGGCUGCGCAAAUGUCUCGUGGUUGGAAUGUCGAAGAGUGGAUCGCGGUACGGUCGACGAUCGAACUGGUUCAAAAUUCACUGCCUGCUACAAGAGCAGCAACAGCAACAGCAGCAGCAACAACAACAGCAGAAGAGCGCCGGUAACAACAACAAUAACAAUCUUACGAGCAACAACAAUGCUACCAACAAUAGCAUCACCGUUGCGACGAGCAACAGCACCAACGGCACUGAAAACAGUGAUAAUAGUACCAGCUCGCCGGGCUUGUCGAUCUCCAACGGAUUUAUGUCGAACAGCUUCCUGUCGAACCUUUGCAACAACAACAACAACAACAACAACAAUAACAGCGUCAUAAACAACAACAACAAUAACAGCUGCAAAACAAUGAAAAAAGGUCUAAAGCGAGCCAGCACUCCCAGCGACUCCGGCGCUUCGUCCGCAGAUCCAGAUGAAGGUGUUGGUGGAGGAGGAGGAGGAGGAGGAGGUGAAGGAGGUGGAGGAGGAGGUGGAGGAGGAAGAGGAGUAGGAGGCGGUGCCGAGAGCAUUGGAGGAGUCGGGCCCGUCUUUAAGGACCAUCUGCUCGAUGCCAGCCCGGACCUGAAUGGACUGGGAAAAUCGGAGAUCAGCCUGUCGAAGUUGCCGCCAAAAAUUUCCCGUACGCCCCCGGCGUCGUCAGCACUCCAAUCGCUCGGUGACACUUACCGUCCCUUCCUUCUUGAGCGAAUGUCCCCCUACCUCCCCGGAGUCCACCUGCGGCCCGACGGCUCUCCCUUCUUCUCAGUGGGGUUCUCGUUGCCGCCUGUACCGCUGGCGAUACUUUCCUCCAGCCAUAGCAAUCGCGACGAGCAAAGUGAACCCAUCGACCUUUCCAUGAAGUCUAAGUCAUCGUCGCGAUCGGCGUCCUCGGAGUCGCCGCUGCGAAUAGACACUAAAUCGCCACUGCUGGUCGAUCCGGGUGAUCCCACCGGGAAACUGUCACCGUCGAGUUCGCUGGCGCCCAAACCAGUUCCUCUGGAUCUAUCCACGUUCGUGCGAAGCAGAGCCCUCUCGGGGUGA
Messenger RNA from Anopheles coustani, 1239 nucleotides. Its product is annotated as protein embryonic gonad. The transcript has 2 exons. Gene Ontology annotation, molecular function: sequence-specific DNA binding; zinc ion binding; DNA-binding transcription factor activity. The record is from RefSeq and is a predicted model, not a curated record. NCBI's taxonomy places the organism in Eukaryota, Metazoa, Arthropoda, Insecta, Diptera, Culicidae. Bases 1 to 1239 code for a protein of 412 amino acids. Gene Ontology annotation, biological process: regulation of DNA-templated transcription.